AUGAGCUUAAAAUUUGAUGAUAUCCAACCUAUACAUACUGUUUUUUACGCAGUUUUUCAUCCCAUGGAAGGAACAAAAAUCAGUUUUCAAUUUCCAGAAUCUAACCUGAGCAAAGCAAAUGUAAACUUUAACACUAUAAAAAACUAUGUUAUUCCCAAGCCGCAGUUAUGCAACAAAUUAUUGACAUUCAAAUACGGGAAUUACAGGAUUGUAGGCUAUCCUGUGAAUGUAAAAGCUCCUUAUUAUGCUAGAAAUUCGUUUAAUUUUAAUUUUGUUUACGUGUUUCCAUAUGAUUGCGCAACAACUCCUUACGAACCGUCCAUUGAAAGAUUGGGCAAAAUGUUUAGUGUUUUGGAGGAACAGUCCCAAAUUCUCUCAAAGGCCGAGAUGGAUCCUGUUUAUUUUCAGGUAAAAUCCAAUAAAAUCAAAGGGCUAGACGAUAUCAAUACACAAGAUAAAUCAUCACCAGAUGUCUGUAGUAAUACUACUAAUGAAAAAUAUAAUGAUAUCAUAAAUGAAAUUUUGGGAGGAUCGCCUCAAUUAUGUAUACCAGACUUUUUAACUAAGCUUUAUCAGGAUUUGAAUAACUAUUCAGAAUGUUUGAUUCCAAUCGAUCCAGGUAACUCGAUCGAUAUAAAGUUGUUUCCAUUAUUAGCACCACCUACUGCCUCAGUAUCUGUAGAAGAUGUUCCUAUAACAACUGUAAACUUAACCAAACUAAUCGAUGCGAACUGGGACCCAACCAUGCUAAAAAUUGUCCCAUAUAUAAAUGGGGUCAACAGCAUAGCGAAAAUAGCAAAAAUAAGCGAUAGUGAUGUGAAUUUAGUUAUAGAGUGUGUUAAUCAUUUGAUUUAUUACAAUUGUGUUUUGAUCCUUGAUAUAUUUCAGUUUAGCAAUAUAUAUGCGCCAACAUCUGAUAUUUCCAAAUUUUUAACCAACCCUUUAUUAGCAAAUGAGUGUCAAAAGUAUAUUAUAACAAGAAACACCGAAUUUUUGUCGUUAGAUUUCAACAAAAAAUCUAGUUUUAGUCAGCAAAAGCCAACAAUGAGGACUCUCCAUUCAAGCAGUACAAUAAAUAGCAACACUAAAAAAAGAUUGCCAUCAAUAUCUUCUAGUUCCUCGAAUUUUGACAAUAAGCUUUCUACCUCCUCUUUGUCAUCAACCUUCUCCAAAAACAGAAACUCGUUAGACUUUAGCGUUACAAGAGAUGAUUCCAACAACACAAUUUUGUUGCCAACAAAAUCAUGCAUAUUUGAUUUAUACAGAUCUCUAUCUCAGGGGAAACUUUUAAAAGAUUGGUAUAGAGAAAAUAUACAGACACUAAAAUCAAAUAAUAUUGAUAUCAGGAGAUUUAUAGUAUUUGGCAUUACAAGAGGACUAAUUUACAGAUGCUAUUCGUAUCCGCUUUUAAAAAACAGUGUUGAAUUGUUUAAUGUGAUUAAUAUUAAUUCCGAAGAUUUUAAAAAAUUCAUGAAAAAUAAGAAAAAUAAGGAAAAAAAACUAUUUUCAACAGCCGACAUUAAGCCAGAUAUGGAAACUUUUUCUACUUUAAAAAAACAAAAUUCUGGAUCUAUUAAUAGUAAAUUGACAGCAGAGUUAAGACCCGAAAACAUUGCCGACGAGAUAUUAAAAGAGGUUUACCAGAAACUGAAUAGCAAAAAGCAAAAUUUGGAAAAUGAAAGACGAAUUACAAACCCACUCUCCAUUCUUCAUAGCACCAGAAGUAAUAGUGAUCCAAGUUCCUCUGCAAUUUCUAGAGAGCGAUCACAAAAGGUAUCUAGAAGAAACAAAGUUCUGUUUGACACUAUUUCUAACGACAGUGACGCAGGAGAAGGAUCGAUCAACACAGAGACAAAGGAGAGGGAUUCUAAGGACAUAGAAAUAUUAAUAAAAUGUCUUCGUAAUGCAGAUUCUAUGGAUCGUAUUUGUACAGUAUUACAAAAAGAUAGAGAAGAAGUAGAAAACUUGCUUCACGAUAUUUCAACUUAUAGUUUAGUAAAUAGCUAA
Saccharomycodes ludwigii is the source of this 2007-nucleotide messenger RNA. It is a transcript of the gene NPR2, whose product is annotated as nitrogen permease regulating protein NPR2. Gene Ontology annotation, molecular function: GTPase activator activity. Gene Ontology annotation, cellular component: vacuolar membrane; GATOR1 complex. Gene Ontology annotation, biological process: negative regulation of TORC1 signaling; positive regulation of autophagy. The transcript has a single exon. Bases 1 to 2007 code for a protein of 668 amino acids. The record is from RefSeq and is a predicted model, not a curated record. Lineage: Eukaryota; Fungi; Ascomycota; Saccharomycetes; Saccharomycodales; Saccharomycodaceae.